AUGCGGUGCGCGAGCAAGGCCGCCGAGAGCGCGUCCGCAAGUCUCUGUGCGGACGCCGAAGCAGAAACCACAGCAACUAAUGUCUCAUUUGUUGCUGAAGCGACUCAGCCUGUGUCUUCUGGUGAUGCAGGCGCUGGUCAUGAAGGCACUCAUGUCUUCACAAAGUAUGAGCUCAGUGUCUCAUACUCUCCUGAUACGGAAGACGGAUCCGUAUCGACGGCGAUCGAAUUCAAGCCGCCUACCCAGGCGUGGCAUUGA
This is a messenger RNA of Peronospora matthiolae, 258 nucleotides long. Lineage: Eukaryota; Oomycota; Peronosporomycetes; Peronosporales; Peronosporaceae. The record is from the annotation of a GenBank genome assembly.